UGUGAGGUCACCAAGGCCACUGGCUGGAAUCGCAUCGAGUAGUCAUUAUGCUGCAACGCUUGGUCAAUUCUGCAUGGCGCCGUCGUGCUGCCGCCGCUGGCCCCGCGCGCUUCAUGAGUGCUGGGAUUUCUCAGCACCGCGACACCCCCGACAACACGAAGGAAACGUCGUUUGAUUUCACGGAAGCCAAUUACGUCAAGGUCCACGCAAUCCUGGGACGAUACCCGGAGAACUACAAAGCGUCUGCGAUCAUCCCGUUGUUGGACUUGGCGCAGCGCCAACAUGGUGGGUGGUUGCCACUUGCGGCCAUGAACAAGGUGGCUCGCAUCGUGGACGUGAAGCCGAUGCAAGUGUACGAAGUCGCGACGUUCUACACCAUGUUCAACCGCGAAAAGGUGGGCAAGUACUUCAUCCAACUCUGCGGCACGACGCCGUGCAUGAUCUGCGGGUCCGAGGAAAUCAAGAAGGUUAUUGAGGACCAUUUGGGCAUCAAGGAAGGCGAAACGACGGCCGAUGAAAUGUUUACACUGCGUGAAGUGGAAUGCUUAGGCGCUUGCUCGAACGCGCCGAUGGUCCAAAUCAACGACGAUUUCUACGAAAACUUGACCCCCGAGACCACCCGUCAACUUUUGGAUGCGUGCAAGAAGAACCAGCCGCCUCCAAUGAACAAGUGGGGCUCGUUGCCCAUGAACGGGCAAUUGUCGUGCGAAGGACCGCAAGGCAAAACCACACUGAAGUGGGACAAGCAUCCCGAGCCUGGCUUCCGAAUGCGCCCUGACAGCGAAUUGGUGCCCAAGAUCGACCCCAAGACGAUCAAAGACGAGAUGUUGUAUUGAGCGCAGUAGAAAUGACCCCCUUUCAAACCCUUUGCACUUGUGUAGCAACAAUCAAUACGACUCGUUACUGCUUGUGUACACACGA
Aphanomyces invadans is the source of this 921-nucleotide messenger RNA. RefSeq lists its product as hypothetical. The transcript has a single exon. Gene Ontology annotation, biological process: mitochondrial electron transport, NADH to ubiquinone. Gene Ontology annotation, molecular function: NADH dehydrogenase activity. The record is from RefSeq and is a predicted model, not a curated record. NCBI's taxonomy places the organism in Eukaryota, Oomycota, Saprolegniomycetes, Saprolegniales, Verrucalvaceae. The coding region runs from base 48 to 836 and encodes 262 amino acids.